UUUUAGUAUAGCCGUGACUGUCGUUCAGUUAUAAUGGAUUAAUGGAGCCGCAGCCGAUGUUCCACUAACUAAUACAUCGUUAUAUCUAUAUACGUCAUAGCAUACAACUCCGACAACGGACAGUUAACAAACGAAGGCUGUAAAUUAGCCCAGUGACUUUGAAAACGUGUUUGCAACGCUUGAAAUGAUUUAAAAAACAACAACCGAAAUAACAAAAGCAUUUUGAAAAAAGAUGGACAAUAAAGGUACCAUUAACAAUGCGUUUGAGCUAGAUCAUACUGACCUAGAGAGACCAAAUCCUGAAUUAUAUAAGACUGAUUAUGAAGACUAUACAAAUGAUGAUGGUGCCAUUGAAAGAGAUCGAAGAGAGCAAGAGAACCAAAAAUGGCAUCGAUGGUUGAAAAUAGGACUUCUAUUAAUUUUACACAUUGCGAUUGUCGUAUACUUUUCCUAUGCCACAUAUCACUAUAAUGAUAUGAAAAACUAUCACUGCUAUGACUUUAAUCAGUCAGAAUGUGGCAUACGCUUUUGCUCUGGCUAUGGAAUGCUCGUCCUGCUCUUGGGAUUUAUCUAUAUCGGACUGUUCUACUAUCUGAUAUUUAAGCCAAAACUAGGACGUUUUUUGCAUACGAACUAUCUGCAUCCAGCGUCGCUUAAAUGGCACAAGUUCAGCAGAACACCAGUCGUUUCGUAUGCCUUAGUAGCAAUAUUGCUAAUACUUUUGGUCACAUUUCUGUUCUUCGAGACGAAGGAGGAGCCCAAAAAGUUGAUCGCUUUGACGGCGCCCUGUUUCUUCAUAUUCUGCGGCUAUAUCUUCUCCACGAAACGCAGCGCCAUCAAGUGGCGCAUUGUGAUCACUGGAAUCACCUGUCAGUUUCUGUUGGGCGUCUUAUGCAUACGGUGGGAGGUGGGUCGCCAGAUCUUCGAGUGUCUGGGCAAUAAGGUGGCCACUUUUCUGGACUAUGCCACUGACGGGGCACGCUUUGUCUUUGGCGACUUUCUCAUCGAUAGCUCGGUCUUCGCAUUUGCCGUACUGCCCGUGAUAUUCUUCUUCAGCUUCUUCAUAUCGGUGCUAUACUAUCUGGGCGCCAUGCAGUGGAUAGUCAUCAAGCUCGGCUGGAUACUGCAACAGAUACUGGGCACCACGGUCUGUGAGAGCGUCACUGCUGCGGCCAACAUCUUUUUGGGCAUGUCCGAGAGUCCACUGUUGAUACGACCCUACAUCAAUAAGCUGACCAAGAGCGAAAUACACAGCAUUAUGGUGUCGGGCUUUGCCACCGUCUCCGGCACUGUUCUUGCCGCGUAUUUAUCAUUUGGGGCAAACGCUGCCCACUUGAUCACCUCAUCCGUGAUGGCGGCACCUGCCACACUGGCCAUAUCCAAGCUGUACAUGCCCGAAACGGAAGUCAGCCAGACCUCAAGCGAUACCAUACAGUUGGAGAAAUCCGAGGAUUCCUCUUUGCUGGAUGCCGCUUCUAGUGGCGCCUCAAAUGCCGUGCCCAUUGUUCUGGGCAUUAUUGCCAACAUUGUUGCAUUUGUGGCUUUCGUCGCCUUCCUGAAUGGCGUUGUCGGUUGGUUAGGGUAUUUAAUUGGUCACGAAGUGGUCGACUUUGAGUGGAUAUUCUCCAAGCUGUUCAUACCGCUAGCUUGGGCCAUGGGCGUACCCUGGGAGGACUGCGAUAAUAUUGCCAAGAUUGUGGCCACAAAAACAAUUAUCAAUGAGUUUGUCGCCUACCAGCGGCUGGGCGAGUUGAUCACCCAAGAGAAGAUUCAAGUUCGCAGCGCCGGCAUUGCCACCUUUGCGAUUUGUGGCUUCGCCAAUCCCAGCUCCCUGGGCAUACUCAUUGGUUCCUUAAGCGCGAUGGCUCCCCAUCGCCGGUCCACUAUCACCUCGGUCGCCUUUCGGGCUUUUGUUGUGGGCAGCAUUGUCUGCUUUAUAUCUGCCAGUUUCGCAGGUAUUUUAAUUCAGGAUCAGAGUUAUGUCGUUAAUAAUAUUCUCGAAAAAGUGGGACAACACAACGUGACAAAAGUGUAGAUUUUUAGUCUAGCAAAUACAGGAAUUGGAGGAGCGCAAUGAAGAUGACCAGCCAAAGGAAGAGUCCCGAUCUUUAAGAAUAAUAAAAGUCAUUGCGCAUGUGCUUUUUCACAUA
This is a messenger RNA of Drosophila grimshawi, 2150 nucleotides long. RefSeq names its product solute carrier family 28 member 3 (gene CNT2). Gene Ontology annotation, biological process: nucleoside transmembrane transport. Gene Ontology annotation, cellular component: membrane. Gene Ontology annotation, molecular function: nucleoside:sodium symporter activity. The record is from RefSeq and is a predicted model, not a curated record. The coding region runs from base 233 to 2035 and encodes 600 amino acids. Lineage: Eukaryota; Metazoa; Arthropoda; Insecta; Diptera; Drosophilidae. The transcript is spliced from 9 exons.